Pseudogymnoascus verrucosus is the source of this 387-nucleotide messenger RNA. RefSeq lists its product as uncharacterized. The coding region runs from base 1 to 387 and encodes 128 amino acids. The record is from RefSeq and is a predicted model, not a curated record. The transcript has a single exon. NCBI's taxonomy places the organism in Eukaryota, Fungi, Ascomycota, Leotiomycetes, Thelebolales, Thelebolaceae.
AUGUUGCCUAACCACCUUAAAAUAGCUCUAGUAUACGACUCACGCUCGACAUACCGUGAGCUCGGAUACUCAGAAAUAGACUGCGCAGAUCUUGGUCUUGACGAGGAGACGCCAGUUAUUUCUGCUGCUCUUGAACACCAUGACCACCAUGUCACCCUAAUUCCAGGCAUCAAGCCGCUGGUCCAGCAGUUGGCCAUUGGGAGGGCUACAGAAUGGGACUUGGUCUUCAAUGUAUCGGAGGGUUUUUACGGAACUGCAAGGGAGUCGCAGGUCCCAGGGCUCCUCGAGGCAUAUCAGAUUCCGUAUACAUUUUCAGAUGCGGCAACAUCAGCACUAUGUUUAGAGAAAGGGAGAACAAAGCUACUGUUCUCUUCAAUUCUUUAUUAA